This is a messenger RNA of Carlito syrichta (Philippine tarsier), 1280 nucleotides long. RefSeq names its product SGT1 homolog, MIS12 kinetochore complex assembly cochaperone (gene SUGT1). NCBI's taxonomy places the organism in Eukaryota, Metazoa, Chordata, Mammalia, Primates, Tarsiidae. Gene Ontology annotation, biological process: protein stabilization. The record is from RefSeq and is a predicted model, not a curated record. Gene Ontology annotation, molecular function: protein-folding chaperone binding. The coding region runs from base 227 to 1240 and encodes 337 amino acids. The transcript has 13 exons.
GGGCUCCCGGGCUGGAGGGAAUUUGGUCCUCCACCGUCCCAGCUGGCCUCGCGCUCGCUAGUCACCUCCCCUCCCCUUCCCCCCGCCCCACGAUGCGUGGCUGUUCGUUGGCUACUUCAGACGGAAGCUCGGUUGGUGUUUCUCCAGAAGUUUCCCCCUCGGGCGGCGGCGGAGCAGAGUACCGCAGUUGUAGCAGCUCCGGCGGCAGCAACAGAAACUGUUAGGGAUGGCAGCGGCUGCAGCUGGACCUGCAACAGCCCACAGGUUUUUCCAGAGCUUCUCAGAUGCCCUGAUCGACGAGGACCCCCAGGCGGCGUUAGAGGAACUGACUAAGGCUUUGGAGCAGAAACCAGAGGAUGCACAAUAUUUUUGUCAAAGAGCUUAUUGUCACAUUCUUCUUGGGAAUUACUGCGAUGCCGUUGCUGAUGUAAGGAAGUCUCUCAAACUCAAUCCAAAUAAUUCCACUGCUAUACUGAGAAAAGGAAUUUGUGAAUACCAUGAAAAAAACUAUGCUGCUGCUCUAGAAACGUUUACAGAAGGACAAAGAUUAGAUAGUGCAGAUGCUAAUUUCAGUAUCUGGAUUAAGAGGUGUCAAGAAGCUCAGAAUGGAUCAGAAUCUGAGGUGUCUGCAUCCCCCCAGAGUCAUCAGUCAAAAAUCAAAUAUGACUGGUAUCAAACAGAAUCUCAAGUAAUCAUUACACUUAUGAUCAAGAAUGUUCAGAAGAAUGAUGUAAAUGUGGACUUUUCAGAAAAAGAGUUGUCUGCUUUGGUGAAACUUCCUUCUGGAGAGGAUUACAAUUUGAAACUGACGCUAUUUCAUACUAUAAUACCAGAACAGAGCACAUUUAAAGUACUUUCAACAAAGAUUGAAAUUAAAAUGAAAAAGCCAGAGGCUGUGAGAUGGGAAAAGCUAGAGGGGCAAGGAGAUGUGCCUAAGCCCAGACAGUUCAUAGCAGAUGUAAAGAACCUAUAUCCAUCAUCAUCUCAUUAUACAAGAAAUUGGGAUAAAUUGGUUGGUGAGAUCAAAGAAGAGGAAAAGAAUGAGAAGUUGGAGGGAGAUGCAGCCUUAAACAAAUUAUUCCAACAGAUCUAUUCAGAUGGUUCUGAUGAAGUGAAACGUGCCAUGAACAAAUCAUUUAUGGAGUCUGGUGGUACAGUUUUGAGUACCAACUGGUCUGAUGUAGGUAAAAGAAAAGUUGAAAUCAAUCCUCCUGAUGAUAUGGAAUGGAAAAAAUACUAAAUAAAUUAAUUUGCUAUCACGGUAUUACGUAUAUUCACCU